CACCAUCUCGUUUGCAACGGAUACAUACUCCCUUUUCUCUCGCUUAUUUCGCUGUCCUGAGCCUCGCGAUUCCAAUAUAUCGGAUAACGGAAUCAAUCCCGAUCGCGAAUUUUUUUGACAUUUACAUCAAAUUUACAUCUUGCACAUUCUCUACUGACUACCACCACGAUGUCGCAGCCUAUUGCUCUUCUAUCCGUCUACGAUAAAACGGAUCUGCUCGAGCUUGCUCGAGGGUUCAAUGCUGCUGGGGUCCGUCUGUUCGGGUCUGGAGGAACAGCAAAGAAGAUCAGGGAUUCAGGGAUUCCUAUUGAAGAUGUUUCUGAUAUUACAAAAGCACCUGAAAUGCUAGGCGGAAGGGUCAAGACACUUCACCCGGCCGUCCAUGGAGGUAUCCUCGCACGAAACAUUCCCUCCGAUGAAAAGGAUCUUGCAGCCCAGGGCAUCUCGCCCAUCUCCAUCGUCGUCUGCAAUCUUUACCCCUUCUCUUCGACCAUCGCCCAGCCAGACUGCACCCUCGCAAACGCCGUAGAGGAGAUCGACAUCGGCGGCGUCACCCUUCUCCGUGCAGCUGCCAAGAACCACGAGCGUGUUUCGGUGCUCUCUGACCCUAAAGACUACACCGAGUUUUUGCAGGCGUGGAAGGCUGGACAGGGCGAUGUGGGACAGGCUUUCCGGAGCAAGCUGGCGUUGAAGGCUUUUGAGAUGACCGCCAGGUACGACGAAGCGAUUAGUGGGUAUUUCCGUGAGCAAUACGCUUCUGGCGAUCUACCCAAAGAGAAGCUCGCUGGUGCCGUUCAGAGGAUCCCCCUUCGUUAUGGUGCGAAUCCCCACCAAAAGCCUGCUCAAGCCUUCGUGACCGAGGGAGCGUUGCCUUUCAAAGCGCUAUGCGGAUCUCCGGGUUACAUCAACCUUCUCGACGCCUUGAAUUCUUACGCGCUGGUGAAGGAACUCCAGGAAGCCCUGAACCUCCCCGCGGCUGCGUCCUUCAAACAUGUCUCUCCUGCCGGCGCUGCUGUAGGGAUUGAACUGAACGAGACUGAAAAGAGUGUUUACGGUGUCGACGAUCUGAAAGUUCCUCUUACUACUCCGCUUGCCGCUGCUUACGCCCGGGCUAGAGGAUGUCAUCAUUCGGAGACUUUAUCCGCGCUCUCUGCUCCCUGUGAUCUCGCGACAGCCAAGAUCAUUUCACGCGAAGUUUCCGACGGUAUCAUAGCUCCGGGUUAUACUCCCGAAGCCUUGGACAUCCUCUCCAAAAAGAAGGGCGGCAAAUACUGUGUCCUCGAGGUAUGCUUCCAUCGAUCCACUUAUGAACCACCUGAAGUAGAGACCAAGCAAGUGUUCGGUAUCAGCCUACAACAGAAACGCAACACCUGCAAAAUAGACUCCAAAUUGUUCGAAAAUAUUGUCACGAAGACCAAGGAGCCGUUACCGGACCUGAUCGUUGCGACUCUCGCACUCAAAUACACCCAAUCGAACAGUGUCGCGUACGCUCUUCACGGUGCCAUUGUCGGCCUGGGAGCCGGCCAGCAGUCCCGUAUCCACUGCACUCGCUUGGCUGGUGGGAAAGCCGAUCUGUGGUGGCUCCGUCACCACCCCCGAGUCCUUUCUCUCCCAUUCAAGAAGGGUGUCAAACGCGCCGAGAAGGCUAAUGCUAUCGGACCUCUUUGUUGCUGUGGGGAGAGUCUGUUCGAAGGGAAGGUGGAGGCCCUUACUGAUGCUGAGAAGAAGGAGUGGGCUGCUAAGCUGGACGGGGUGGCUUGUUCGAGUGAUGCAUUCUUCCCCUUCCCUGAUAAUGUCCAUCGGGCCAAGAAGAGUGGAGUCAGAUACCUUGCAGCGCCUAGUGGAAGUGUCAUGGAUGAGGAAUGUAUCAAGGCAGCAGAUGAGCAUGGUCUAGUCUUUGCUCAUACGUCGUUGAGGUUGUUCCACCAUUAA
Messenger RNA from Desarmillaria tabescens, 1932 nucleotides. Its product is annotated as bifunctional purine biosynthesis protein ade10. Gene Ontology annotation, biological process: 'de novo' IMP biosynthetic process. NCBI's taxonomy places the organism in Eukaryota, Fungi, Basidiomycota, Agaricomycetes, Agaricales, Physalacriaceae. Gene Ontology annotation, cellular component: cytosol. The transcript is spliced from 9 exons. The record is from RefSeq and is a predicted model, not a curated record. Gene Ontology annotation, molecular function: IMP cyclohydrolase activity; phosphoribosylaminoimidazolecarboxamide formyltransferase activity. The coding region runs from base 169 to 1932 and encodes 587 amino acids.